CCCGAUGAGCUUCCGGGUCGGAGGCCCGAUCGCUUGUCGCCGCCGCGGUGUUGUUGGCCGCGGGCGGAGCGGCGGGUCGCCGAGCCAGAUGCCUCCGCUUCGGCCGGGACCGGGACUUGGCCCCUGACGGGGAGGGAAAGGAGCCGAGCGGAGGAGCUGCAGCCCAGGGACGGACGGGAGGCUGAAGCGCCGCCGAGGGCGAACAAAGGGGCCGGGGCGAGUGGGCACGGCCGGGGCUCCUCGCCCGGUCUCCUCCGGCUGCAUCCGAGUCGGGGCCUCCCUAUAUUUCUGCACGGAGCACCUCCUUGCACCCCGGGGGUCGGGGGAAGAGGAGGCGGUUUCAUUCCAGGCCAGGCAGCAGCCGGUAUCCCGGAACGGAUGGAUGGAUGGACGGACGGAGGCGCCGGCUGCGUGAACGAGAGGAGCCGGGCAGUCGCCCCAUGAGAAGCCGAACCUAAAACAUGUUGCUGAAAUACACAGCAAGUACUUAAACAGAUACAAAAGAAGCAUCACUUUUUUGAAGACAACAUGGGAAAUACAACUACGAAAUUUCGCAAAGCACUUAUAAAUGGAGAUGAAAAUUUGGCUUGCCAGAUAUAUGAGAGUAAUCCUCAACUAAAAGAAUCUCUGGAUCCUAAUAUUUCUUAUGGAGAGCCCUACCAGCAUAACACUCCGUUACACUAUGUUGCCAGGCAUGGAAUGAACCGAAUUUUAGGGACUUUUCUUUUUGUUAGAGAUGGAAACCCAAAUAAACGGAAUGUGCACAACGAGACAUCUAUGCACUUGCUUUGUAUGGGACCUCAAAUUAUGAUAUCUGAUGGCGCUCUUCAGCCUCGCUUGACUCGGCCUUUUGAGGAUGAUUUCAGAAGAGCAGAUUGUUUGCAGAUGAUCUUGAAAUGGAAAGGAGCAAAGCUUGACCAAGGAGAAUAUGAAAGAGCAGCCAUCGAUGCUGUCGAUAACAAAAAAAAUACACCUUUGCACUAUGCUGCUGCCUCAGGGAUGAAGACCUGUGUAGAGCUUUUAGUGAAACAUGGUGGAGACUUGUUUGCUGAAAAUGAAAAUAAAGAUACUCCUUGUGACUGUGCAGAAAAACAGCAUCACAAAGAACUGGCCCUCAAUCUGGAAUCCCAGAUGGUCUUCUCGCGAGAUCCUGAAGCUGAAAGUAUUGAAGCAGAAUAUGCUGCUUUAGAUAAAAGAGAGCCAUAUGAAGGACUCAGACCUCAGGACCUGCGGAGGCUCAAGGAUAUGCUGAUUAUAGAAUCUGCAGACAUGCUUCAAGCCCCGCUGUUUACUGCAGAAGCUUUGCUUCGAGCACAUGACUGGGACAGGGAGAAGUUACUUGAAGCAUGGAUGUCUAAUCCAGAAAAUUGCUGCCAACGUUCAGGUGUUCAAAUGCCAACUCCGCCUCCAAGUGGAUAUAAUGCUUGGGACACGCUUCCUUCGCCAAGAACUCCUCGGACUACCCGCUCUUCUAUCACCUCACCAGAUGAAAUCAGCCUGUCACCAGGAGAUAUUGAGACAACUAUGUGUGAAAUCUGUAUGUGUAAUAUUUCUGUAUUUGAAGACCCAGUGGAUAUGCCUUGUGGACAUGAAUUUUGUAGAGCAUGCUGGGAGGCGUUUUUGAAUAUGAAAAUUCAAGAGGGUGAAGCCCACAAUAUUUUUUGUCCAGCAUAUGAUUGCUUCCAGCUUGUUCCAGUGGAGAUCAUAGAAAGUGUGGUUUCCAAGGAGAUGGAUAAGCGUUAUCUGCAAUUUGACAUUAAGGCCUUUGUUGAAAAUAAUCCUUCUAUUAAAUGGUGCCCUACCCCAGGCUGUGAAAGAGCAGUCAGGCUGACAAGACAGGGGUCAAAUACAGCAGGUUCAGAAGCACUUAGUUUCCCCUUGUUAAGAGCUCCAGCAGUGGAUUGUGGGAAAGGGCAUCUCUUCUGCUGGGAAUGUCUUGGUGACGCACAUGAACCUUGUGACUGUGAAACAUGGAAGAACUGGCUGCAGAAGAUAACAGAGAUGAAACCUGAAGAGCUUGUGGGAGUUAGUGAAGCUUAUGAAGAUGCUGCCAACUGCUUAUGGUUACUCACCAAUUCAAAACCAUGCGCCAAUUGCAAAUCUCCAAUUCAAAAAAAUGAAGGCUGCAACCAUAUGCAAUGUGCAAAGUGCAAAUAUGAUUUCUGUUGGAUUUGCUUGGAAGAAUGGAAGAAACAUAGUUCUUCCACUGGAGGUUAUUAUAGAUGUACUCGCUAUGAGGUCAUUCAACAUGUAGAGGAACAGUCCAAGGAAAUGACAGCAGAGGCUGAAAAGAAACACAAAAGAUUUCAAGAACUUGAUAGAUUUAUGCACUACUAUACAAGGUUUAAGAACCAUGAGCUCAGCUAUCAGUCAGAACAACAACUUCUCUCUCUAAAAACAGCCAAAGAAAAAAUGGAGCAGCUGAGCAGAGCCCUCAGUGGAACUGAAGGACAUUGUCCAGAUACUACAUUCAUUGAAGAUGCAGUGCAAGAACUCCUGAAAACCCGGCGCAUCCUAAAGUGUUCUUACCCAUAUGGAUUCUUUCUAGAACCCAAAAGCACAAAAAAGGAAAUAUUUGAACUUAUGCAGACGGAUCUUGAAAUGGUGACAGAGGAUCUAGCUCAGAAAGUAAAUAGGCCUUACCUUCGUACUCCUCGUCAUAAAAUUAUUCGGGCAGCCUGUCUUGUGCAGCAGAAGAGGCAAGAAUUCUUGGCAUCUGUGGCCCGUGGAGUUGCUCCUGCAGAUUCUCCUGAAGCUCCAAGGCGCAGCUUUGCUGGCGGAACAUGGGAUUGGGAAUAUUUAGGAUUUGCAUCUCCUGAGGAAUAUGCUGAAUUUCAGUAUCGGAGGAGGCACAGACAACGGCGACGUGGAGAUAUGCAUAGCCUGCUCAGUAAUGCUCCGGACCCAGAUGACCCCAGCGAAAGUACCUUAGAUACCCAAGAAGGUGGCAGCAACAGAAGACAUGGUAAUUCCAUGGUGAGUUCUGCUUCCAUGAGCAUCCUUCACAGUUCAUCUCUUCAUGACUAUACUCCUGUCAGUCGCUCUGAAAACCAAGAUUCUCUGCAGGCUCUGAGUUCCUUGGAUGAAGAUGACCCUAAUAUCCUGCUUGCCAUUCAGUUAUCAUUGCAAGAAUCUGGCUUGGUUAUUGAUGAGGAAACUAGAGACUUUCUGACUAAUGAAGCUUCUUUAGGAGCAAUAGGUACUUCUCUGCCUACAAGGUUAGACUCUGGUCCCCUAAAUAUAGAUAACCCAAGGGCUGCUUUAAGUAGCUCAGAGCUAUUAGAACUUGGAGAUAGUCUGAUGAAACUAAGCACAGACAGUGAUCCCUUUUCAGCCGACCAUCUUAGUUCUCAUACUUUCAGUGAUGCAAGAAGUGGAUUAUAUUCAACCUCUAGUGAAGCUGAUUCAAGUAUGCAAGACCCUAAUUUAAACGAAAACCUCCUUGGAAACAUUAUGGCCUGGUUCCAUGACAUGAAUCCUCAGAGUAUAGCUCUCAUUCCUUCAGCGAGUACAGAAACCGAUGAUGAUUCACAGCAGCCCAGGACUGAAGAGGGGUUGGGAGAGCAGCCACGUAUUCCCAGUGUAAGACAGGACCCUCUGGAAGAGCAUGCGCUUUUUGAGGACACCCUCAAAAAUGAAGGCAGAUGCACUCAAACAGAAGAGAGUGCUGCAGCGGGGGCUGUUCUUCCAGACGAAACGGUACCACCAGGUGGCAACUCGGCUGGGAAGACUGCUGGCCAAGUGGAUGCUGCAGGAGAUGCUUCAGGUCAGAUGUCCCAGACCUCAACUGAGUGGACUGAGCAUGUGCAUUUGGUGUGACCACAAAAAAAUUAAAAGUUUGAACAUAGAAAUUGAUUGUAGAGCCAGACAGGCUAAGCAGUUGCCAGAGGUUCACAGUGUGGAGUAAGCAUUCUGGAGACUGGCCCACGUAAGGAGAGCUUGGUUGGUAGUGUAGAGGUGGAAUAUGUCGGAGUUCCCUUUAAGUUCUUCAUGAAGAUUAUACAGAUCUUUCAGGGAAUUUCCCUCACAUUUAACAGCAAGUAUCUUGUUUGCUUUGAAGACAGAGGAAUAAAUAGUUUGUACUCUACAUUCCUAAUACAAUGCAGCAUCUACUUAGCCUUAGGCGGGUGAUCCUUAACUUGAAAGUAUGCAUUAAAGGCUGACUAAGAUUCAUUCGGGUGUUUGAGCCUCAGAAACUAUUUUCUCCUUCCCCUUACCUUGAUUCUUAUUGUCUUUUAACAAAACAGUGUUUAGUGGUAUGUUUUUCUUUAUACCUUGCUUUUUACAUAGCCUUUGCCCAACUAAUCUUUAACCAGCAGUGGGAAUUGAGGUAUAUGAUACUUCUCUUGAAUGCUGCUUUACCAAUGAAGAAGUGGGUUGUUGUUUUUUUAAUUAUAAAAUCAAAGAUUUUUUCAUGUCUAUUUACAGUACAGAUGUGCCAAACUGUGAAUAGCAAAUUAAUUUCAACACAAAUUAUGCAGUGUUUUUUUUCCUCUGAAAGCUGACGCGUAAUUCCUUGUGAUGGAAAAACCACAGGAAAGCAUUGCUUGUCCAACUUUAACUGGCGUCUGUUGCCACAGUGACCGCAUUCAACCUGUACCUUAAGUUAAUUAAGCCUAAUUCUGCUGUUAAGAACAGUUAUUUUAAACAUUGAAAUACAGUUGGUUAGCAGCAAGUAUGCUGUAUUGAAAGACACUUUAAUGGAAGUGCAAUCUUUGUCCCUUGUUUUCCACAUUUAACAAUGCAUUCUAUGCACCAUCAGUGCAGUUGCAUUUAAUGGUAACAUUUUAUAUAUAUAUAAAAAAGAAAUUUCCUUGUUAGAGGCAAUCCCAUAAUAAAAGGUUUAAUAUUUGUUACAUGCAGCAUAUUACCGUGCCUUUGCCUAAUCCAAACAGAUAGUUGCCACAGUGAAAUGAGUAAUUAAGUUCAGUUAUCUCUUUUGGAGUUAUUAUGCUAUGAAUUGCAAAGACCUCCAUUUAAAAAAAAACCACUCAUGGCCUUGCCUUUACCGUAAAUAAUUACAUAGGGUAUGAUUCUGCACUGUGUAGGCACAGUAAGGGGGGGCACCCUGCAGGUCUCACUGCACCCUGUUUUCCCCCUCCUCCAUCUCUUGGCAUGUGUGCUAAUGCAAUCCAAGUAAUGGGAAGUCUUUGCAUGUCUCCCAUCACUCCCACAACCCCACUCCAGUCAGAGUUCACUUUUGAAGGAUCCCUCCACGUGCCUGCCCAGAGGAGUACUGUACCCUAAGUGUUCAAAGUUUUUUAUAUAAAUAACAAACACUACUGUGUAUUCUUUCAAUUGCACAAUAUUUGUUUGGUGUGUGGUUGCUGUUUAAUGUAAAAGGAAGAGAGAAAAAAAGACCUUCCCUAGUGGUGUCCUACUGUGAAGAAAAUUCUUGUUAAAUUGGCUUACAAGCUCAGAAACCUCAUUGUAAGUUACAGUGAUACAGUUUGUAAUUUUAACUAGAGGAAAUUGUUGAAAUUACUGUUUUGCUUGCAUAUAAUUAAAACCUAGUACAAGCAAAAUAAGUAAAAUGCUCCAUUUUUAUGUUUGAAUUAACAUGAGAGAUCUACUGACGUCUGAUAUAACGGUUUCUCAUUAAUGAGUGUGUAUAGUAAAGUAUUAUGACAGCAAGUAAGGUUGUAUGUAUAUUGAUUACUGUGAGUUACAAGAAAAAGUGUUUAAAUCUUUUUCAUUUUGAAGAUUACUGUUGGAAUCUUGCACUCCUUCUAAUUCAUAAUACUAAAUAACUACAUAUUAAUUAUUUACUCCAAAAAAAAUUUUAAAAUCUGUUUCUUCUGAAAGUUUCUUUAGAAGAAAUAGUCUGCUGCUCUGUUACUGUAUCCUGUAGAUCCAUUACACUUUCUAGCUUCGCUUCUAACUGCCCUAUCCUGAAAGCAUUGAUGUUGAACCCCUUUCUGACACUGGAAAAUUAUCUAUUUAAACAUUUAUCCAAUAUAAAAUCCUCUUAAUCUAAAAUAGCUCUUCAAGAUUCUGUCCUCAUGAAUUGUACAUUAAUUUGAGACGCACAUACAGCUUCUUUUAAGUUAUAAUUUCCAAGUAGGAUGGUCCUUACACAGAUUUUGUGUAUUGCGUUAAGGCGUCUUGCAAAGCUAAGAUAUGUAUGAGUGCUCUCUGUGACGAUAGUGAAGUUUGUGGGUUCUGGUUUUUCCUGUAACUUGGUUUAGAUUGUGCAGUAUAUUCCAUUGUUUUCUGUGUUAACUUUAUUCCAAGCAUGAAUUUUAGCAUAUUAAAUUUGUAUUUUCUUGGUACUUAUUUAAAAUUCAAGACCACCCCAGUAAUUGACUUUACAAUUCAGAACAAACGUUUGGCAAGCCUAUUUUGUAAACCAAUUAAUUUUAUAAUGUAAAAAAAUACUCUAAUCUUGAAAAUGCUAUUUGCACUUUCAUAGUCUAUACUUGAUACAUUCCCACUUUAUAUACAGUAGGAUAUUACAACCAUGUAGAUGUUUGGCCAAAUGAAUGCUGUUAAUAAUAUGUAAAAUUCUUUGAUUAAACAUUUAUUACUUAAA
Sphaerodactylus townsendi is the source of this 6532-nucleotide messenger RNA. RefSeq names its product ankyrin repeat and IBR domain containing 1 (gene ANKIB1). Gene Ontology annotation, biological process: ubiquitin-dependent protein catabolic process; protein polyubiquitination; positive regulation of proteasomal ubiquitin-dependent protein catabolic process. Gene Ontology annotation, cellular component: ubiquitin ligase complex; cytoplasm. NCBI's taxonomy places the organism in Eukaryota, Metazoa, Chordata, Lepidosauria, Squamata, Sphaerodactylidae. Gene Ontology annotation, molecular function: ubiquitin conjugating enzyme binding; ubiquitin protein ligase activity; zinc ion binding. The record is from RefSeq and is a predicted model, not a curated record. The transcript is spliced from 20 exons. Bases 529 to 3819 code for a protein of 1096 amino acids.